UAGAUGACUAUUGGAUACUCAAAUUACUAAUGGAGACAUCAGUUGAUUCUUCAAGGUACUACAACACACUUCAGGUAACCAAGACAGCCACUCAGGAUCAGAUCAGAGACAAUUACAGGAGGCUGGUCAGACAGCACCAGCCUGAGCUUGGAGGAGACAUCGACUUGUUCCAUCUCAUCAAGGAAGCGUAUAACGUACUUAAGGAUCCUGAAAAGAGAAGUCUAUAUGAUAGGUAUGGAGAAACCCUUGCUCCUGCAGAAGGGACUGCCUCUGGCUCAGAUUUCGGAGGAGCUGGAGGCUUCUACAAUAUGUUCGGCGGAGCAGGAAUGAAUUUUGGACAACCUCCAGGAGGAGCCCAGGCUCCUCCCAGUCAGCCUAACAGUUCGUCAACAAGUCAGAAUAAAACUGCAAAGCUUUACAAAGAUGUCACUAUUACUUUUGAAGAAGCAUAUAAAGGAGCCACAAAGACUGUAGAGAUUGUGAGAAAGAUUGUUCCAGCCAAUUUUGACAUCGCACAAGCUCAGCAGUGAGCAGGCUGAAACGGAAGAGGAAUCAGAAUAACAACGAGGGAGCUCAGUCCAGGAAUGAUACAGCAGCAGUCUCAGUGAUGAGAUGAAUGCCAAGGAUCAGGAUACGCUAACUCCCAAUUCAGCGAAACUAAAAAUUUCCAAGUGAUGGUUGCAAGAGGAACUUCUGAUGGUGAUACCGUUCUUCUCAGCAAUGAAGGGAAUCAAGAGCCUACUGAAGCUCAAGGAGAUAUUGAGAUCAGAUUUAAGCUCAAUGAGUCACACUCAGUGUUGAAAAGAGACGGAGCUGAUUUGAGAAUGACCAAGACCAUUCCUCUGGUUGACGCUUUGUGCGGAACAAAGUUCACAUUUACUCAUCUUGACGGAAGAGUGAUCGAAGUUAAGAGUCCAGAAGAUAAGACUAUCAGAGAUGGAGGAUCUAUGACACUUAUUGGGUUCGGAAUGCCAAAAUUUGUCAGCAACUGAAACUCGACGGAUCAGCAAACAUUUGGCAACCUUAUAAUCACUUUCACUAUUGAAUGGCCUGAGUCGAUCUGUCAACAGCAGAAAAAUGGUCUCAGGAAUAUAUUUAGAACCAGUUCCCAGUCUCCCAUGCAAGAAGCCAAUACAGAAGCAGAAACUAUCUCUGAGAGUGUUGUUCUGGAGUCAUAUAUCGAAGAACAUAGAAACCCAAAUCCCAGAGAGACUGACUCAAGCCAACCAACAGAUUUUCAAGGCAAUUCUGGCGAAAAUGUAGAAGGAGGAGCAUCACCUCAGUGCAGCCAACAAUAAAAGUUAUAAUUGAUCAAUAUGAUUUGCUGAA
Messenger RNA from Moneuplotes crassus, 1329 nucleotides. NCBI's taxonomy places the organism in Eukaryota, Ciliophora, Spirotrichea, Euplotida, Euplotidae. The record is from the annotation of a GenBank genome assembly.